AAAAUGGAGGGAGAAAAAAAAAGCAGUAAGGUGAAGAGAAAGAAGGGGUCUGUACUGUCCAUUUUCAUGCAAUCAGACGGUGUGGAUAUGUUGUUGAUGGGUUUGGGAUUCAUCGGAGCCGUUGGCGAAGGAUUCUCUCCACCUUUAGUGCUGUUUGUGACGGGUAAAGUGAUGAACAGUUUUGGCACUGCACCAACGCAUAACAUAGAGUCGUUCACCCAUGAGAUUAAGAAGAAUUCAGUGCUUAUGUUGUACAUAGCUUGUGGAAGAUUGCUUGCUGGUUUCCUAGAGGGAUAUUGUUGGACAAGAACAGGUGAAAGGCAAGCCACAAGGAUGAGAGCUAAAUAUUUGAAAGCAGUGUUAAGGCAAGAUGUUGAAUACUUUGAUUUGCGUGUCACCAGCACCGCAGAAGUCAUCACAAGCGUCUCUAAUGAUAGUUUUGUCAUUCAAGAUGUUAUCAGUGAAAAACUCCCAAACUUUUUGGUCAAUGCUGCUACAUUUAUUGGAGGCUAUGUGAUAGGAUUCUUGUUGCUAUGGAGGCUAACCAUUGUUAUAUUUCCCUCCGUUCUGCUUCUGGUAAUUCCUGGAAUGAUUUGUGGAAGGGCUGUGAUGAAUUUAGCAAGGAAGAUGGCAGAUGAGUACAACAAGGCUGGAACAAUUGCGGAACAGGCAAUCUCUUCUAUAAGAACUGUUUAUUCAUUUGUUGGUGAAACCAAAACCAUCAACGAAUUCUCUUCGGCCCUGGAAGGCUUAGUCAAAUUGGGGGUAAAACAAGGCUUGGCUACAGGAUGGGCUGUUGGAAGCAACAGCAUCGUUUAUGCUAUUUGGUCUUUCGUAGCAUAUUAUGGUACUAGAAUGGUUAUGUACCAUGGUGCUCAAGGAGGAACCGUGUUUGUCGUCGCUACCACCAUCACCACUGGUGGCCAGGUGUUGGGAAAUGGUUUAUCUAACUUGAAGUCCAUAGCAGAAGCAAUGGCAACAGCCGAGCGAAUGAUGGAGGUGAUGAAAAGAGUACCCAAGAUUGAUUCAGAUAAUAUGGAAGGCCAAAUCCUGGAGAAUGUUUUAGGAGAAGUUGAGUUUAGGCAUGUGGAAUUUGAAUACCCAUCAAGGCCUGAAAGCAUAAUAUUGAAAGAUUUUAGCAUAAAAAUGCCAGCAGGAAAGACAAUGGCCUUAGUGGGAGGUAGUGGCUCAGGGAAAUCCACAGUAAUUUCACUAUUACAAAGGUUUUAUGACCCACUUGGAGGUGAAAUUCUUCUUGAUGGAGUUGCUAUUGAUAAAUUACAACUCAAGUGGCUAAGGUCACUAAUGGGUUUGGUGAGCCAAGAGCCUGUACUAUUUGCAACAACAAUUAAAGAGAACAUACUUUUUGGCAAAGAAGAUGCCGCAAUGGAAGAGAUUAUUGAAGCAGCCAAAGCUUCCAAUGCUCAUAAUUUCAUCUGCCAGUUGCCUCAGCAGUAUGAUACUCAGGUGGGAGAGAGAGGAGUUCAAUUGUCAGGUGGGCAAAAACAAAGAAUUGCCAUUGCACGAGCGAUAAUCAAAGCACCCAGAAUCCUUCUCUUAGACGAGGCAACAAGCGCACUCGACUCGAAAUCUGAGCGAGUUGUUCAAGAAGCCCUUGACAACGCCGCUAUUGGACGCACCACUAUCAUCAUUGCUCAUCGUCUCUCCACCAUCCGCUUCGCCGACGUGAUUGCUGUCAUCCAAAAUGGCCAUGUCAUGGAAACAGGUUCCCAUGAUGAGCUUAUGCAAGACGAAAAUGGUCUUUAUACUUCACUUGUUCGUCUUCAACAAACUGAAAAAGAACAAAAAACAACCCCAGACGAGAUGAUGUUGACAAAUCUCACUUCCUCAACCAUGAAUGACUCAUCUUUCAGAUCAAGUUUGGAAGUAAAGUCUAGAAGACUUGAUGAUGAUGAUCAAAGAGAGAGAAACGUAAAAGAUUACAAGGUCAAGUUGCCUUCGCCAUCUUUUACGAGAUUGUUAGCUUUGAAUCUACCUGAGUGGAAGCAAGCAAGCUUUGGGUGUUUAAGCGCAAUCUUUUCUGGUGCUGUGCAACCUGUUUUUGCCUUUAUCAGAGCGUCUACGGUCGAUGUUUUCUUCUUGAAAGAUCAUGAUAAGAUGAAAGAGAAGACGAAGAUUUAUGCUUUGUGUAUGAUUGGGUUAGGAGUGUUCUCUUUGUUGGUUAAUUUAAGCCAAUCUUACAAUUUUUCUUACAUGGGGGAGCACUUAACCAAGAGGAUCAGAGAGAGAGUGUUUUCAAAGAUACUCACUUUUGAAGUUGGAUGGUUUGAUCAGGAAGACAACUCUAGUGGUGCUACUUUCUCCCGACUAGCUAAAGAUGCAAAUGUGGGGAGAUCUUUGGUGGGUGAUCGUAUGUCUCUUAUUGUACAAACUGUAUCGGCUGUAGCCAUAGCUUUCACUAUGGGUUUGGUCAUUGCAUGGAGGUUUGCUUUGGUGAUGAUGGCAGUCCAGCCACUCAUGAUAGUAUGCUUUUAUUCUAGGAAAGUUCUACUUAAAAAUAUGUCAAAGAAGGCUAAAAAAGCACAAGAUGAGAGCAGCAAGCUGGCUGCGGAAGCUGUCUCCAACUUGAGAACCAUCACGGCCUUCUCAUCCCAAGAUAGAAUUCUGAAGAGGCUUGAAAAGGCCCAAGAAGGGCCACGAAGAGAGAAUGUUCGACAAUCAUGGUAUGCAGGUAUAGGCCUCGCCUUCUCCCAGAGCCUGUCAUCUUGCACCUGGGCUUGGUAUUUCUGGUACGGUGGCAAGCUCAUGAGAGAGGGCUACAUCACUUCCAGGGCCUUUUUGCAGACCACCUUAAUCCUUGUGAGCACAGGAAUUCUCAUUGCUACUGCUGGUAGUACCACCACAGAUCUUGCAAAAGGCUCAGAUGCUAUAAGAUCAAUCUUUGCUGUAUUAGAUCGGCAUACAAGAAUUAACCCUGAAGAUUCUGAAGGCUACCAACCUGAAAAAAUGACAGGCCAUAUAGAAUUCCAAGAUGUAUGUUUUGCAUACCCUGCUAGACCUGAUGUGAUGAUUUUCAAAGGCUUUUCUAUCAACAUUGAAGCUGGAAAAUCAAUUGCAUUAGUCGGACAAAGUGGAUCAGGAAAAUCAACGAUUAUCAGUUUAAUCGAACGGUUUUAUGAUCCUCUUAGAGGUAUAGUAAAAAUUGAUGGUCGAGAUAUUAGAUCGUACAAUCUUAAAUCAUUGAGAAGACACAUUGCACUUGUUAGUCAAGAGCCUACAUUAUUUGCUGGUACUAUUAGAGAAAACAUUAUCUAUGGUGCAGCUGACAACAUAGAUGAAUUUGAGAUAACUGAGGCAGCUAAGGCCGCCAAUGCUCAUGAUUUCAUAGCUGGAUUGAAUGACGGAUAUGACACAUGGUGUGGGGAAAGAGGAGUACAAUUAUCAGGAGGUCAAAAGCAGCGUAUUGCAUUAGCUCGAGCAAUAUUGAAAAAUGCUACAGUAUUAUUAUUAGAUGAAGCAACUAGCGCGCUUGACAGUCAAUCUGAGAAACUAGUACAAGAUGCACUUGAGCAGAUGAUGAUUGGAAGAACUAGUGUUGUGGUAGCACAUAGAUUAAGUACCAUACAAACUUGUGAUCUCAUCGUUGUAUUGGAUAAAGGGCAUGUCGUGGAGAAAGGGAACCACCAUUCUUUGUUGGCCAAAGGACGCAUGGGAGCUUACUACUCAUUAGUUAGCCUGCAAAGGACACCAAAUAGUAACACUCACUCAACAAUCAAUUAG
Molecule: messenger RNA, 3741 nt
Organism: Pistacia vera
Lineage: Eukaryota; Viridiplantae; Streptophyta; Magnoliopsida; Sapindales; Anacardiaceae
Product: ABC transporter B family member 15-like
Exons: 7
Biological process (GO): transmembrane transport
Cellular component (GO): membrane
Molecular function (GO): ATP hydrolysis activity; ATP binding; ABC-type transporter activity
Source: RefSeq, a predicted model, not a curated record